UGUGCAGCAGCCGGGCCGGGGCGCGGGGCGCGCUGCGGGGCCGCUCUCCCUGCCCCGGGCCGGCCGCAGGAUGCCACGCAGGCAGCGGCCGGAGGGCGCCCGGGGCUGAGCUCCCCCCGCCGGGCCGGGCCGGGCCGGGCCGGGCAGGGCAGGGCAGGGCCGGGCCGGGGGCUGCACCGCCCCCCUCCCCUCGGGCGGCCGGGGAUCGCGGUGAGGAUGCACAAGCUCCGGAAGCUUUUCCGCGGCAGCGGGCGAGCGCUGGCCUUCGUCUUCGUGGCCUCAGUCGUGUGGCUGCUGUUUGACAUGGCAGCGCUCCGGCUCUCCUUCGGCGACGCCGCCGGGCAGCGGGCGCUGGCGGCGGCGGGACGGGGGCAGCGGGAGCGGGGCCGGCUCUGGAGGGGCUCCCCGGGGCCGCCGGGCGGUGGGCGGCGGGACCCCGGCCCCCCCCUGGCGGCGGCGCCGCGGGGGCCGGGCGGGGGCAGAGCCGCGGAGAGCGCGACGGCGGCGGCGGCGGAGGGGAGCCCGGCGGGGGGCGCAGCCCGGCGGGCGGCGAGCGGCACGGGGGGGCCCCCCCCGGGCAGCCCGCAGCCCUCCGCUGCUCAGGGCCGGGCGGGGGGCUCCCUCCGGCCGGCUGCGCCCCGACGGGUCGGGUGGUCCCCGGCUGCGGCGGCCGCGCGGAGCGACGUGGCACCGGCGGCGAGCGGACCCCCGGCACGGGCAGCGAGGACGGCAGCGGGCGCCGUCGCAAGCACGGCCCGGCCGCCCGGGGCACCGCCAGCCACGGCAAGCGCCGGGGGACCGAGGGACAGGGCCCUGAGCCCGGACCUGCCGGCGCCUGAGCCCGCGGAGCAAGCCGGGGCCGGGGCGGCGGUGCCGGAGGGAGCCGCGCACGGCGCACACGGGAGCCCGGCCCCCCCCGGCAGCCCUGCACACCGAGCCUCACAGGCACCGUGGCACCGCGGAGCCCGAGCGGGAGAGGCAGCAGCAUCCCCUGAGAAAUACUUCGUCCUCAUCGGCAAGGCGGGGGCAAAACCCAGCAGCAGCGCAGCAGCCCCCAGCCCCGGGUCCGACGCCGUGCCAAACUUGUGGCGGAGCCCCGAAGCACGCGGAGCGCAGCAGCUCGCAGCCACGAGGCUCAGCAUCAACCUCACCGCCAGCACCACCCGCAGCGCCGCAGCACCGCGCUCCCCUGGGGCAGCAGGUGCGGGGCCGGCAGGAGAUGCCGGGGGGGCAGCCGAGCAGGGCAGGCAGGGGGUGGCGGGCAGCAGCAGCCGCGCAGCCCGGCCGGGGGGCAGCCCCGGGACACACAGGGUCUUGGCCGUGGAUGCUACGCUGGCCCCCAGAGACCCCCAGGCUCCCGGGCAGUUUGGGCAUCCUGUGGCAGUCCCUGAGGACAAGCAAGAAGAAGCAAAAAGCAGGUGGAAAGAAGGCAACUUUAACGUCUACCUCAGCGACCUGAUCCCCGUAGACCGAGCCGUGGCGGACACCAGGCCUGCCGGGUGCUCGGAGCAGCGGGUCCAUGACGACCUGCCGACCACCACCAUCAUCAUGUGCUUCGUGGACGAGGUGUGGUCCACCCUCCUGCGCUCCGUCCACAGCGUCCUGAGCCGCUCGCCUCCCCACCUGGUCGAGGAGAUCAUUCUGGUGGACGACUUCAGCACGAAAGAGUACCUCAAGGAGAAGCUCGACGCAUACAUGUCACGGUUCCCAAAAGUGAAGAUCCUGCAUCUCAAAGAGAGGCACGGUCUGAUACGGGCCAGGCUGGCGGGGGCGCAGGUUGCCAAAGGCGACGUCCUGACGUUCCUGGACUCGCACGUGGAGUGCAAUGUGGGGUGGCUGGAGCCGCUGCUGGAGAGGGUCCGCCUGAGCCGCACCAAGGUGGCCUGCCCCGUUAUCGAGGUCAUCAGCGACAAGGACAUGAGCUACAUGACCGUGGAUAACUUUCAACGUGGGAUUUUUACUUGGCCGAUGAAUUUUGGAUGGAGGCAGAUUCCACAAGAGGUCAUUGAGAAAAACAAAAUCAAGGAAACCGAUAUAAUAAGGUGCCCGGUGAUGGCGGGUGGCCUGUUUUCCAUCGACAAGAAGUAUUUCUUCGAGCUGGGGACAUACGACUCAGGACUGGAUGUUUGGGGAGGUGAAAAUAUGGAGAUUUCAUUCAAGGUCUGGAUGUGCGGAGGAGAGAUUGAGAUUAUUCCGUGCUCCAGAGUUGGGCAUAUUUUCAGGAAUGACAACCCUUACUCCUUCCCGAAAGAUCGGAUAAGAACGGUGGAGAGGAACUUGGCCCGUGUCGCAGAGGUCUGGCUGGACGAGUACAAGGAGCUGUUCUACGGCCACGCGUACCACCUGGUCCUGAGACGCCUGGACGUGGGCGACCUGACCCAGCAAAUCGCGCUGCGAAAGAAGCUUCAGUGCCGAAGUUUCAGGUGGUACCUGGAGAACGUCUACCCCGACCUGGAGGCUCCCCUGGUGAAAGCCAGCGGGCUGCUUGUUAACAUAGCCACAGCAAGAUGCAUCACUGUGGAAAACACCACUCUAGCUUUUCAGACGUGUGAUGUUAACAACGAGGACCAGAAAUUCAACUACACCUGGCUGCGGCUGCUCCGGCACGGAGACCUGUGCAUCGCCCCGGCAGGCACCACGGGAGCGCUGGAGCUGCGGCUGUGCACGGGCUGGGAGAGCAGCCUGGCCUGGCAGCACAGCAGCCUGGCAGCAGCCCGGCCAGAGCUGGCAGAGCACCUCGUUGCAGAGCACCUCCAGCCGCCCGCCUGUCUGGAAGUGGAUCCGUCUCUCCAGGCCCUGAGGGUGAGCGCCUGCAACUCCGCAAAUCCUUAUCAGAAGUGGCAGUUUGGCAAUUACUAUGCAGACUGAAGGGAACACAAUCGAACCAGAAGCAGCGUGCUUUCAUCUUGUGAAUUCAGCAAUGGCAUCUGCGGGACUUGUGACAGCAAUUACAGAACUGGAAGUUCAUUUCCAAAUGGUAAUUGAAAUCCGUAAUUUAAACCGGCAUAUUGAGAGAUCAAAAUACCAAGAGUAGCACAUCUGGUUUAACGACGUUUGAAAUGUGGGUUUCCUUCAACUGUGAAACACUUUGGCAAAAACUCAAAUAAUUUUUCUGUGUUAUUAAAUGGAAACAUUUUCUGAAGCCCCCGCCCCCCUCCUACUCUAAGCACACGUUCAGUAGUUACCUCCAGACAACAAUAUAAGCUAACAGAAAUAAUUCCAGGGCUCUCUAGUCUGUAAACAGUAAAUUGGGCCAUUUGUUUUUCAACGGCCUGGGGAAAUGGAAGCUUAUUGAGCAAUGCAUUACAAAAAUCCAUCUGACAUACCCAUGCUGGGCCUGAUGGCAGGAUCCUGCCCAGCACGACCUGUUGCCUGACAGUUAAGCAUCAGAGUUGGCUUAGGAAUUGAUUGUGCAUCGAAAAAGCCUGUUCUUGAUAACAGGAGGCAAGCGUGGGUCGAUGGCCAGCUGGGGCAGUGCCCCCCGCCCGCAGCCCUGCGUGGUGAGGGUGCAGGCGGCCCCACGAGACCUGGGGCAGGCUGCAGCCCCCAGCAGGAUGCUUUGUAACCCACUCCACUUUGUAACCCAGCUGUGAUCAGGAUGGACAAGCACCCACGGCAGCCCGCGGGCACUUCUCCUGGCACACAGGUGGCUGUGAGGGCACGCAGGCCUCACACAGGGAGCGCGGCACUGGGGACAUUGCCCCUCAUCGGCCCUCGUGCGGCUGGGCCAGGCCGUCAGGCCCCGCACACCACGAGUCCCUCUAAACGUGGUGUCGCAGGCAGCUUUUGUUCUUACUGUGAAACUUGCAUCUCCAAAAGCUGUCCCCGGUUUUUGAAAGUCUGGAUUAGAGAGGAGAGCAAACUCAGAUGUGACAAGACAUGAGCCCUGAGAUAGGUGACGCUGCAGCGCCACAGAAAGGACAUGGCCAGCCCCGUGUCACACAGCUCCCAGGGGCUCGCCACGAGGAGCUGCCACCCGUACACAGCGGUGUCACCAACAGGAAGGUGGUGCUGUGUCCCUGGGUACCACACGGGCUUCUCCAAAGACGGGCCUUCUGCUUUGCACCUCGGGAUCUACAGGACUGAGCACUGCCCUGGCUCUGACACCGCUGCUCACGAUGGCCGAGCCUUCGCCGUGCAGCAUUUGCAGGCUGAUACAAAGCAACUCACAUCUCUCCUUUGAUUUUUCAAGUGGCACCAGCAUAAUGCUACCUCUCACGUCAAGGAUCAAUGCUGACAGCACUUGACAGGCUGUGUCUGCCAAAAUAUUGACUGGCCUAACAGAUUUUCACAAUUGGCUCCUGUUCCAAAUGUCUUCCUGAUUUUAUCUCCCUCCUUUGGUGCUGCUCGCCUGCAGUCACUAUCAGAAAAAUUACACAGAUGUUGUUUGUGCAGUCAUGUUUUAUCAGGAGCAUGAAUUUCAUUAAAUGCUGUUUGCUGACAUUCAAUCAUUUGUCACUGAAUAGGCAGCGAGUGUUCUCAUGUCAUGGUCACAUCACAUCUCCAGGCUUGUCACUUGCACUUUUAUCCCCUGUUGUGUAAAUGCUCACUUCCACGCUGGUAUCUUUUACUUACAGACCUGAGCAUGCCUUCGGGGACCGCUGGCCAUGAACUUGGCUGCGCUGUUACACAACACCCAGAAACACCCAGAUCUCCCCAUCAGCCGGGUUUGCAGGAAGGAGAGCAUUUUUCUGGCACGCUCACAGGCACAUGGGGCACGUUCCUGCCCAUCCCCUAACCUAGCACUGUGAAAAUGGGGAGGAAUUGUUUUCAGAACAACUCUGGGCCUGCAGUUACAGCAUCCCAGAGCUGGUCACCCUACUCACCAUCCCCACGCUGUUUUCUGUGCAAAAUUUCCCCACGUGGAGCAGGGGCGUUUCCAGGCUCUGUGUCCCCCUGGGUGCCCUGUAGCAUGCUCUCCCCCCGGCUGCUCACAGCUCCUGCUCCAGCUUGCUGCAGACGUGCUUUGGGCAGAAGCAGCCCCUGCUCUGUGCUGUGCCCUGGGGUGGUGUGGGUGGCAGCACCCAUGGGAGAGUAUUCAGCUCAGUACUGCUCACUCGCUGCUGUGUGCCCCUUGAUUUCCAUUUUCCAGCUCCCCUGAGGGUUUGGCAGGAGGUCUGUCUGUAGAAGAGGCCCUUACAGCAUCCCCAGAGUUUACAUUUUACUUUUCCAGCCACCAAGCCAAGCAGGAGAGCACGGCCCUGACAGCACGGGGAGUGCUGUGCUGGCUGCCUCCAGGAGCAUAAGCCAAUGUUGCAGACCAGCAGGGACAGACGGUAACUCAAGGGAUGUCUGCCUUUUGUGCUACAGCUGCCCCAUCUCCCACCUGAACCCCACCUGCAGACAUCUGCAUGCACCUCCCCGUGCCGUACUCAUCCAGGCACCAGCCUUACCCUCAGGUUUUUGUUUUGCCUGGGGUCUUUGCCAUUUUCUUCCCCAUUACACUCUGUAACUGCAGCUGAGCACAUCUGCAACUGGCCCGUUGUCGCGGCGAGCACAGCUGGCCUCACUGCGAGGCGCGCUGCGUGCCGGGAGGUGACCGUCGGCAGGUCACGGGGAGCUGUCUCCCAGACAGCCCAGUAACUAUCUAAUCGUUAGGAGAAAUGUGCCGUCAUCCUUACAGGAAUCGCUGAGGGCAGAAGUGGGUGGGGGUGCGGGGCAGCUGUCAGAGAGCAGGCGAACAAACUGGCAGUAUAAGUUUAUACAAGCAAACCUCUGAAUUUUUGCGAGCCAAAGAGCAAAUAAACAAUUCUGAAUAGUACAAUGAGGACUGUGUUUUGUUUGUACAAUACAGAAUUGCCAUUUAUUAGUUUGACGUUGCCAAUAAAUAAUUGCCUUUAUGUGGAACAAACAAAAAAA
Anas platyrhynchos (mallard) is the source of this 5859-nucleotide messenger RNA. RefSeq names its product polypeptide N-acetylgalactosaminyltransferase 5 (gene GALNT5). The record is from RefSeq and is a predicted model, not a curated record. Gene Ontology annotation, biological process: protein O-linked glycosylation. NCBI's taxonomy places the organism in Eukaryota, Metazoa, Chordata, Aves, Anseriformes, Anatidae. Gene Ontology annotation, cellular component: Golgi apparatus. Gene Ontology annotation, molecular function: polypeptide N-acetylgalactosaminyltransferase activity.